UCAAAAUAGGCGUAUUUAUCACAAAUUAGCUAAAAACAAAGUUGAUGUGUUAGUCUUAACACACCAGAUUUUUCUUAAUUUUUUAGCCGCGGAGGACAACCCACCCAUUCGUCUGUCUGAUGUUUCAGUCCUGGUGUUUGAUGAGGCUCACCACUGCAGCGGAAACCACCCGUACAACAAGAUUAUGCAGUACUACAAAAAGACGCCCAACCGGUUUAAACCUGUUGUGCUCGGUCUGACAGCCUCGCCGGGCGGAGAACUUACAGUUGAAAGAACCAGCGAGACAGUUGAAAAGCUCCUUGAGAACUUGGAUAGUGUAGUAACGAUGCCCACUGAGUCGGAUUUGUUACAUUGUAAUAUCCCAGACGUGAUUUAUGAAAGAUCUGACUGUAUGAACACUGAUCAAGUUCUCCUCCAGAAAUAUAUUGAGGAACACAUCAAAUAUCUGAUAGACGUCCACUUCAAAGAUAAACCAGAUCGUCAAAGUUUUGCGUUUCCUGUAUUCUCGCCGAAUUUAAGGGGUGCACUGAGAAAGCUGAUUGACAGUUACCACGAUAACAAGAAAUCCUUAAAAGCGCUGACCGUUGCUGAGCAUGCAAUGCGCUUGCUCAGCAUUGUUGAGGUUUGCGAAGUUCUUGGUUACCAGUAUGCUGUUGAAAGUCUUAAAGAAUGUGUAGACCGCAUUGUUUACGCUAAGUCGCCGAAAGAUGGUGCCCUGAACAGGUUAAUUGGAAGACACCCUUCAUUUCAAAACCUCAAAAUUUUGGUAGACCAAGCUUGCGCGGCAGACUACGCUGGUGCAGUUGUCAUGUCGGACAGGUACCAUAUUCUUGUGAAGCACAUAGAGCAGUUUCUUCGCCAAGCUCGGGAAGAUCCAACUUCUAGAGGCAUGAUCUUUGUAAGCUUACGCAAAACGACCUUCAAACUGUGCGACCAGAUUAGGGAGAUCCCGAAUGUGGCCAAAACCUUAAACCCCUACCCUUUUGUCGGCCAUGGUCAAGGAAGCUAUGACGGAAUGGCAUGGAAAGACGAACAGGAAGAGCUGUUAAAAGAGUUCAGAAAAGGAGCGUCCAAAUUGCUGAUUUGCACCAAUGUUUUGGAGGAAGGACUGGAUGUCCCUGAAUGCAACCUGGUCAUUCGCUUUGAGGGUGCGGCAACACUUCGGGCACUGGUUCAGACCCGUGGGCGCGCGUCCCGUAGACCUGACAGCAAGUUUAUCGUCAUAUGCAGUGAAAAAGAAGAAAAAGAUGCCAAAGAUUUGUGCCUCAAGGUACAGAACGUGGAAGAAGCCAUCAACUGUUUGAUGACUAACCCAAGGCGACAAUCACAAGCAGAGGAAUUCGGAUGCGAAGUGAAGAAACCUAAGCUCUUUCUCCCCGGCACAGAGGAAAGCGUUGUGGAUACCUCUCCAGUCAUGCACUACAGCCCUCGCAUAUCUGUCACGGUGCGCAAUAUAGUAGCUCAAGCAUCCCGUGUGAUAGAUUUUCUGAACGACAACUUCGACGUGAUAUCUUCAAAGCCCAUUCAGGCCAUUUCAUCACCCGGUGAAGCACUUAAAAAGAAACCCGCAUCAAAGGAUAUGGCCUUUGAACUCGAACCAAGCCAUAAUGAAGAAGCCAAGGAGUUUCACUCAAAGGAAGAGUUUGCAUGUCACGUGACAGAAGCGUGGUGCAUGCAUCUCACCGACGGUGUCGAAGAACCACUUCCGGUUUGGCUCCAGGCCCCACCAUUAGAGACACGCCGCAGAUCUAACGAACCAUUUCAUUGGUUAAAAGCAAGUUCCCUAUGCCUUGGUACUUUUAUAAGUCGAUGCCAUUUUCAGUGUGAGUGGCCUCUAGUACCUAGACUAAAGGACAUAAAGAUUCAUUUUGAUCACAGCUUUAAGAUGUUGUCCUUGUUUUCCUCCAUCGUUUCUCCCAACGUUCCUGCUCAAGAUGUUGUCGUUGGAAGUUCAAAUAAGAUAGAACUUCGCUACCACGAAAUGGAAGAUUUCAUAAUCGUGGACUCUGAUUGUAAUGCAGGAAUCAUCAAAGUGUUUCUGUCGGCGAGACACCCUCCACGGCUGUAUAAACAGGGGUUCGUCGAUCUUGCUCAAAUAGAUGAACCUGACGAUGAAGAUGAUUCAGUCGUCUCGACAAGUGACGAUGAAUCGGAAGCCGAAGGCCUCUCGACCGACGAAGAAUACGCGGAUGUAGGUACAGCCGAUUUUUAUGACGCCUCCCCAGAGCUCUCACGUAAUCUCACAGAUAAAAGAAACUGGGAAAGAGCGUCAGAUUUCCACCUUGGUGAGAAUUCCGUAAGCCAAUGUUUUACCUAUUGUGUUACAAUACCAUUCAAUGAGGUUAUCCAGUUGAGACGCUUGUUGACGACAGUAGAGAAAAGAUUCCACAAAAGUGUAUUUUACUGCCGAGUGAAGGAGAGCUAUGGGAAAUUACCAGAUGUAGACAUUCCCGAUAGUUUGCCAUUUGAUGUCACGUAUGCCGCCGGAAGUGUCCUCGGUUUUCAUCCUUUCAUUCGCGGGAGAGUGCUACGAGGAAAAUUUGGUGGACUCUUGCUGAGCAAAUCUUCUAAUAUAGCUAUUGCCGCUUUGGAAAACUUGAAUAAAGUGUUGGAAAAAGACAAGUUCUGUGAUCCGGGCACCACUCUGGAGUCGCUACUGAAACAAGAAAAC
This is a messenger RNA of Stylophora pistillata, 2671 nucleotides long. RefSeq lists its product as uncharacterized. Gene Ontology annotation, molecular function: RNA-directed RNA polymerase activity; hydrolase activity; DNA binding. Gene Ontology annotation, biological process: siRNA processing. Lineage: Eukaryota; Metazoa; Cnidaria; Anthozoa; Scleractinia; Pocilloporidae. Gene Ontology annotation, cellular component: nuclear RNA-directed RNA polymerase complex. The record is from RefSeq and is a predicted model, not a curated record.